This is a messenger RNA of Ziziphus jujuba (common jujube), 3255 nucleotides long. Its product is annotated as sphingoid long-chain bases kinase 1. Gene Ontology annotation, cellular component: cytoplasm; membrane; intracellular membrane-bounded organelle. Gene Ontology annotation, biological process: sphingosine biosynthetic process. The transcript is spliced from 9 exons. Bases 514 to 2862 code for a protein of 782 amino acids. Gene Ontology annotation, molecular function: kinase activity. Lineage: Eukaryota; Viridiplantae; Streptophyta; Magnoliopsida; Rosales; Rhamnaceae. The record is from RefSeq and is a predicted model, not a curated record.
UUUUAUUUUGAAAAAGAAAGAAAGAAAAAAGAUAAUAGAGGACAGGCAAAGGAAAGGAGAGAGAAAUGGGAUUGGAGGGGGUCCCUUAAGGCUUUUAGGUUUCAGUGUGCGACUUUGUAAUUUCUUCUCUUUGAAAUCAUUAAAUCCCACAUCUCCAUCUUCAUCUCCGUCUCUAUCUCCGUUCACUCCUACGAUCUGCUCUCUUCAGCUCAGCUGGCUGGUUGAUCUAAUCUGCUUUGUAUUAUACACUUCAAUUUCGGACUGGAAUUCGAAUUCAAAUUGGAUCGGUAUUCAUCAUCAUCAUCAUCAUCAUCAUAAUCAUCAACUUUGUUGUCUGUUGCUCCUUCUCUUGUUUUGUAUGUGUAAGCAUAUAUUAUUUCGUUUUCAUAGGCUGUGGUGGUUCUUGCGCAUUUUGCUUCCUAUUUAUAUCUGUAAUUCCCAAUUUUUAAUUGAUAAAUAAAAAAAAGGGGAAAAUUGGGGGGAAUAAAAAAGAAAAAGUAAACAUAGAGAGUUAUGCAGAAGAGUGGGAGUGUUUCCAGGAAUAGUAACACUCCUCUCAAAGUGAGCGUGCCUCAGCAGUCUCUUCGGCGCCUGGGAUUGUGUUCUCAGAUUGCCACGGCAACUGGGGGCCAGCAUGCUUCCCCAGUUGUCUUUCCUGAGAAACAGAAGCGCAGUAAAGUCAAGUCUUCGAGGCGGGGAAAUGAUGCCACUCCAAUAACCCCUACCUCUGAUGACCCUGGCAAACUGAAGAGCUUUGAGCAUAGGAUUGACAUUGGGGAUGGAUUACUGGGUGCUGUUGGUGGAGACGAAAAGUCUGAUUUGUUGGGUUAUGGGGUCUACUCAGGAAAGUUAGUUUUGGAUAAGAAAAAAACGGUUAGUAAUGAUUCGGCUUCAAAUGAUUCGCAACAACAAACCUCAUCCUCUAAUGAUAAUUGGAACCAAGAAGCUGUCGAUGCUAAGCUUACCAGCAAGGCUUUGAUAUGGGGUUCGCAUAUGCUGAGUCUUGAGGAUGUUAUCUCGGUUACAUACAAUGUUGGUCUCAGACAUUUUACAGUACAUUCUUUCCCUUGGAAGAAGGGGUCUUGUGGCUUUUCUUGCUUUAUGAAACCUAAAAGAGCUCGCAAGGACUAUCGUUUCUUAGCUUCUAGCACUGAAGAGGCAGUUCAUUGGGUUGGUGGGUUUGCAGAUCAACAGUGUUAUGUGAAUUGUUUGCCCCACCCAUUGGUUUCUUCAAAGAAGCAGGCAUCUUCAGAGUUACUUCCCAUUGAUACUCCUCCCGAAUUAAUUUUUAAAUGUAAGAGCCCACCAAGAAUGCUCGUCAUAUUGAAUCCACGUUCUGGACAUGGCCGUUCGAGUAAGGUUUUCCAUGGUGUUGUUGAACCUAUUCUUAAGCUUGCAGGUUUCAAAUUGGAGGUAGUCAAAACAACAUCUGCAGGCCAUGCUAAAAAGCUUGCAUCAAGUGUUGACAUCAGCACUUGUCCUGAUGGAAUUAUAUGUGUUGGGGGUGAUGGCAUUAUUAACGAGGUUCUGAAUGGUUUACUUAGUAGAGACAAUCAAAAAGAAGGAAUUUCCAUACCAAUUGGAAUUAUUCCUGCUGGUUCUGAUAACUCUUUAGUUUGGACUGUUCUUGGAGUUAGAGAUCCGGUUUCUGCUGCAAUGGCUAUUGUGAAGGGGGGUCUUACCGCUACUGAUGUUUUUGCUGUUGAGUGGAUUCAGACUGGUGUUCUUCACUUUGGGAUGACAGUCUCAUAUUAUGGUUUUGUUAGUGACGUGUUGGAGCUUUCCGAUAAAUAUCAAAAGCGUUUUGGUCCUCUGCGUUAUUUUGUUGCUGGUUUUCUCAAAUUUCUGUGCUUGCCUAAGUACAGCUACGAAGUGGAGUACCUUCCAGCAUCAAAAGAGGAUCAAGAAGGAAAACUAUCUGUUGAGCGGGAAGUAGUUGACAUGUCGGACCUAUACACAGACAUUAUGAAGAGAUCAAAUGCAGAUGGCAUUCCUAGAGCCUCUAGUCUUUCUAGUAUCGACUCCAUAAUGACUCCCAGUCGAAUGUCUGGAGAUUUGGAUACAACCUGUAGUAACACUCAUGCAAGUGCUGAACCAUCAGACUAUGUGCGUGGCCUGGAUCCAAAAUCUAAACGAUUAUCAUCUGGAAGAAGCAGUAUAACUGCUGAACCAGAAGUUAUUCAUCCGCAGUUACCUCUCUCAACAACUCCAAACUGGCCUAGAACCAGAUCAAAGUCGAGGACUGAUAAAGGAUGGUCUGGAUUGACAGCCACUCAUGACAACUCUAGAUGUUCUUGGGGCAACAAUAUGAAUGAUAAAGAGGACAUAUCGUCAACACUGUCUGAUCCAGGUCCAAUUUGGGAUGCGGAACCAAAAUGGGACUCUGAACCUACUUGGGAUGUGGAAAAUCCUAUUGAAUUGCCAGGGCCAUCAGAUGAUGCAGAGACGGGAACUAAAAAAGAAGUCCCUGUGCCUAGGUAUGAAGAUAAGUGGCUUGUAAAAAAGGGACAGUUCCUUGGUAUCAUAGUUUGCAACCAUGCAUGCAGAACUGUUCAAAGUUCUCAAGUCGUGGCGCCAAAAGCUGAGCACGAUGAUAGCUCUUUGGAUUUGCUCUUAGUUCAUGGGAGUGGACGACUAAGACUGAUGAGAUUUUUUGUGCUGCUGCAGAUGGGUAGACACCUUUCACUUCCAUACGUUGAGUAUGUCAAGGUGAAAUCAGUGAAGAUUAAAGCAACAGGAAAGCAUACCCAUAAUGGUUGUGGCAUUGAUGGUGAGCUUUUUCGACUCAAUGGGCAAGUCAUAUCUUCAUUGCUUCCAGAACAAUGCAGACUUAUUGGUCGUUCCGCCAUCCAUGAUGUAUGACAGUCAUGAAUCUUCUUCUUUUCGAGUCCUUUGUUGGGUGGUAGGGACAAGUAUAAUACUUAUUUCCCAUAUUGCGGAAUAUAGAGAGCUUCCAUAUUCUCUGCUUCACGUCCUUUCUACCUCACUCAGUUGCAUCUUCAAACAGGUGAGGUCCUUGUAAAUUUUUUCUUCUUCGGUUGUGUAUCUGUCGCUUCUUUCUUGUUCAUUGGUUUUGAUCUUCCUAGUAACUUUUGCUUGGAUUAUGUAUCCUAUAUAUAAAUAUACAUAUGAUACAUUGUGAGCUGCUUGUGUAAUUGCAUUUUGAGUACGCCUGUUAUAUAAUCUUGGGAUUGUGCUCCGAAGUAUCUAUUUGUUUGUAAAGCAUUUGGUUAUUGAUCAACAGUUAUUUCUUCA